CAUGCUAGUUAGAUCUAAGACGCAAAUUGGCCUAUAAAUUUUCCCUGAUGCUGUUGGUGGAGAGAAACACAACAUAACAAAGACAAGUGAUCAUCACUUUUGAGAAUUAAGUAGCAUUGUAAAAUGGCUACAUUUAGCAAUUUGGGUUUUCUAGUAUUGAUUUUUCUAGGAAUUUUUAGUUCUAGCCAUGCCCAAUUACAGCAAAAUUUCUAUAGCAAGAGCUGCCCGAAAGCAGAAAAGAUGAUUCAAGACUACGUUCAAAAGCACAUUCCAAAUGCUCCAUCUCUUGCAGCUGCUUUAUUGAGAAUGCAUUUCCAUGAUUGUUUUGUCAGGGGUUGUGAUGCUUCUGUGCUCUUGAAUUCAACUUCAAGUACAGGAAAUCAAACUGAAAAAGUGGCAAUUCCAAAUCAAACACUGAGAGGAUUUUCCUUCAUAGAUGGUGUGAAGAAAAUAGUUGAAGCAGAAUGCCCUGGAGUUGUCUCUUGUGCUGAUAUUGUUGCUUUGGUUGCUAGAGACUCUGUAGUAGUCACUGGAGGUCCUUUCUGGAAUGUGCCAACUGGUAGAAGAGAUGGAAGAAUAUCAAAUGCAUCAGAAGCCUUAGCAGAUAUUCCAGCUCCAACUAGUAACUUCACUAGACUCCAGUCAUCUUUUGCCAAGAAGGGUCUUGAUCUAAAUGACUUAGUCCUAUUGUCUGGUGCUCACACCAUUGGAAUUUCUCAUUGUCCAUCAUUUUCAACACGUCUGUAUAAUUUCACCGGGACUUUUGGCACCCAAGAUCCAUCUCUAGACAGCGAGUACGCCACAAAUCUUAAAGCCAGAAAAUGCAAAUCUCUCAAUGAUAACACCACCAUAGUUGAGAUGGAUCCCGGUAGUUUCAGGACAUUUGAUCUUAGUUACUUCAAGCUCUUGCUCAAAAGGAGAGGCCUCUUCCAAUCCGAUGCUGCCUUAUUAACAAGUUCUACAACAAAGUCAUUUAUCGAUCAACUAGUAAAAGGUUCACUGGAAGAGUUUUAUGCUGAAUUUGCUAAGGCCAUGGAGAAAAUGGGCAAAAUUGAAGUUAAGACCGGUUCUAAUGGCGAAAUUAGGAAGCAAUGUGCAAUGGUGAAUUAAUAACUAAAAGAACUCUUUCCCUUGGUACCAAUUUUCUAUGAUUUUGUGUUUUGUUUUUAUGUCUGUUGUGUGAAUUAUUUGAGUUAGAUGUAUUUGAGUUACAUGUAUUACAUGUUCUUUUUGUCUGUAUUCCCUAUUUGAGGCACAUGUAUUAUAUUUGUUCUUUUGUAUCUA
Lycium barbarum (goji berry) is the source of this 1284-nucleotide messenger RNA. RefSeq names its product peroxidase 3-like. The transcript is spliced from 4 exons. Lineage: Eukaryota; Viridiplantae; Streptophyta; Magnoliopsida; Solanales; Solanaceae. Bases 124 to 1110 code for a protein of 328 amino acids. Gene Ontology annotation, molecular function: heme binding; peroxidase activity. The record is from RefSeq and is a predicted model, not a curated record. Gene Ontology annotation, biological process: response to oxidative stress; hydrogen peroxide catabolic process. Gene Ontology annotation, cellular component: plasmodesma; plant-type cell wall.